Molecule: messenger RNA, 2507 nt
Organism: Drosophila montana
Lineage: Eukaryota; Metazoa; Arthropoda; Insecta; Diptera; Drosophilidae
Exons: 2
Coding region: 659-2056 (465 amino acids)
Source: RefSeq, a predicted model, not a curated record
AGCGAGCGUGCGGCGAGUUACUUGGCAAAUAUUUCGUAAUUUCCAUAAAGGUUUUUAAUUAAAAUUAAGGAAUUGUAAAAGAAAAAAAUAAUCAAAAUAUUAAAAAAAUAAAGACUAUAUAUAAAGAGCAAAUAAAAACAGUUCAUCGUCAAACGAAAAAGAAACAUAAAACAAAAAUAAAAAUAGUCACAAACAGAAAUUGUUAAAGCAGUGAGAGCAGCGCGCCAAAGAGAGUGCUUCAGAGAGUGCCACAAAAGUAUUCGAGAGAUAACAUUUGUGUUGAUAAAAAUGUGUGUCAAAAUAUCAUAAACAUACAAAGAUGAAACAAAGCCAAGAGACGCCAAAUAAUAAUAAUAAUAAUAAUUAUAAUGCGCGAUGAUGAGCAAAUGAUAAUGACGAAAACACUGAACGUGUAGAUAACGGAAUUUUUAGUUUGUUUUCCGAAUCCUAUUAAUCUAUACAAAGUAGGGAAUAUGGCAAUAUGACAAAAGCAAGAGAACAGUAAACAAAACAAACUGCACGCAAAUAAUAUACAAAGAAUUUUGCACUCAUCACGCAGCUGACAGCGCUGCUGACGUCGACGUUGACGUUGACGUUGUCGUUAAGCCAAAACGUAAAUAAGCUAAAAAGCAAAGCCAAAUAAACAUAGACCCGCAAAAUGCACGGCGUCAAGCGCGUGCUGGUGUUUUGCAUUAUGAUUGUGAUACUGCCAGCGAUUUUGAUCAUAAUGCCGCUCUAUAUGCGCAAGACGAUAUUUGCGGAUGUUAUCUAUCCGGUUGCGGAAUCGGAUAUCAUUGAGAUCAGGGAUGGCAUCUCAUCGAUAUUCUGUUCGAGGCACACGCUGCGCAUGAGCAGCAGUUUCAAUGCGUUUCAGCUGCGCAACAAGCCCGAAAUAUCCACAAAUCGCAAGCAUAUAAGACUUAAGAAAUCGAUGACUUUGCCGGACGAUACCCUCGAAUAUUGGGGCUUCUUUUUGCUCAACGGGGCGCGAGUGUCCCUCAAGUUCUGCUCACGAUACAAUGGCGCUCGCAUACUGGUGAUCAAGGGCAAACGCGAGCUGAAGCUGUGCGGCUUGACGGAUCACAAUAAGAACAAGCAGGGCGCCAACUACGCACAGGGUCACGAGCAGGUUAAGGUAUUCUUCGAGGAUGUGGUGGAAAUAACCGAAGAGAAGGGGCCAGCCGAUGGCCUGCAGGAGCAUGAGAAUCAUGGCGGCGAAGAUCUAAGCGAGGAUCUGGCUACGGUCAAUGUAAGCACAACGCCGUCGCCCGCCAAGCGUCUGAGGAAGAAGCUCAAAAAGGGCACGCUCCAUCUGGCGCCCAAGUCCAUGGAGUUAGUGGAAGGCAAUGAGAGCAACACGCCAGUAUUGCCAGCCAAUCGACAGAGGCGACACACAGAUCUGCCGGCGAAGCAGGAGCAGCAGCAGGAGCAGGAGGAACAGGAGCAGGAGAAGGAGCUGCGCAAGCAAGAAGUCUACGAGCAGCUGUACAAGCGCAAGGAGAGGCAGAAGCGUGAAAAUGUUUACGACCGGAAGUACAGUCACGGCGGCAAUGCUGUUAACUUUACGGAAACCGACGAAUCGAACUCCAUAUCGAGCUUUGAGACUGGCCUCUUUGACUGCUUCAAUGGCGCCAUAUUGCUGGCGGAGGGCUUUCCACCGAAGCCGGCGUGCAUGAAUGCGCAUUUUCUGGAGAAGGGCAAACACGACACGGUGAAGCAUAAUAUCACCGAGGAUGGCUACUACUACUAUAUAUUCUACAGUGACAACGAUCUGGUCCGCAACGAUAUACACGCCAUAUUCGAUAUAUAUAAGCCAACAUUUCAGUACUCGAACUUGAGUGAAUCGCGCGGCUGUCUGAACAGCACCGAUUGCAGUUUCAACAUUGGUUUCCUCUCCGAUGAAAUUGUCGUGGUCGAGGUGCCCACACGGGAUGGCAUUGAGCACGAGGAGGAUGAUAUUACAAAUCUAAUCUCGACAUGUCAUCCGCGCAGCGAGAUUUAUGCACUGUUUCCCAUAACCGUGCUGGUGCUCAUAUUGUGCUGCUCAUUCCUGUAGGACUUGAUCACAGUUUUGUACUCUAGGAAUUUUGUGAUAUUCUCCUAUUGAGAUAAUCGAGUGAUAUACGUGGGCAUGAUUAACCCAUAUGGCAGGCCCAGAAGCAAACAUUUUCCACAGUCUGAAUCCAUGUGUAACCAAAACAAAUCAACUGAAUAUUCAUAAAAGGAGAUACUAUAUAAUUUUGUAGGCCAACAUCUAAGUCUAAGACUCAAGCAUUUAGGUUAGAAAAGCGACAAAAGAACUAUGUAAAAUUGCUUAAUAAAAAGGACAUCAAUAGAUAUAUAAAAAUCUUUGUACAAAUAUAUUGUGCUAUAUUAAUCUUAAGUUGAAUAUAGUUUUGUAACCUAGAGUAAGAAAAUCAUAAUAUAAUAUAACAUAAUUUCAAUUUGAUUGAUAUAAUUUUAUAACCCAAGCAAAGAUUAAACUUGACCAAGCUACAAAAUAACAA